Salvia hispanica is the source of this 1694-nucleotide messenger RNA. RefSeq lists its product as uncharacterized. Gene Ontology annotation, molecular function: calcium ion binding. Lineage: Eukaryota; Viridiplantae; Streptophyta; Magnoliopsida; Lamiales; Lamiaceae. Gene Ontology annotation, biological process: endoplasmic reticulum calcium ion homeostasis. Gene Ontology annotation, cellular component: endoplasmic reticulum. The record is from RefSeq and is a predicted model, not a curated record.
AUCAAAUCAAUCAAGCAAAGCACCCACUUUCUCAAUCUCAACAAUGGCGAUUAGAUCUUCGUCUUCACUCCUCAAAUCCCCUCUCUCUCUCCUUCUCCCACGAGGCGACGCUUUCCUCUACCUCUUCGCCCUCCUCUCCAUCUUCUCUCUCCUCCUCCACCACCUCACUCCCGCCGCCGCCGCUCAACCCCACUUUGAAGGAUUCGACGCCGAUGAAGACGACGAUUUCGCCCUCGGGGAACCCAAAUCCGAGGACUUCAUCCGCUCCUCUCCUCCUCCGAUUACUCUCUCCACCUCCACCCCUGAGUCCCACCACGGCCCUCCCGAGACCGAGAUUCAAUCCCCGCCGUCCGAUCAAAAUCAAAAUCAAAAUCAAAACCCUAAGCCCGCGUCGUUUGACUACUGGGAUGAAGACGAAUUCGAAGGAAUCCCUCCGACUGAACCUAUCACUGAAACUGCUGCUGCUGCUGCUGCUGCUGCUUCCUCUCAAUCGGAUCCGGUCCCGGGCUCCGAGGAUUCGGUUAAUGAUCUGAACUCGGAUGCGAAGGUUCCUAGGAAGAUUACCUCGUUUACCGUUGAGAUUGCGUGCGUUUCAUUCCUAAUCGUGUUUGCCAUCAACUAUUUCACUGGGAAAAAGGAGAAUGAGAAUCUGGCUUUGGCUUGGGCUAGCAAAUUCGCGACCAAGGACUCGAUCUUCGACAAGAAUUUCAGCCUAUUGGGAGUCGGAGAGACCGACGACUCGCCGCUGCUGUUGCAGGAAGGGAAGAGUGUGUUCAAGUUCUACGCGAGUGGUAGGAGGUAUUGCUCGGGAUUGCUGGCGACGAUGGAGCUCAAGAGCCGGCACGAUUUGAUUUCGCGGCUGUACAACAUGGUGGUGCCCUGCAAGGAUGAGAUCACGUUUGAGGUUUACAUGAAUGAUGACUCGAUGGAUCAGGUGGUUUUUGCUUUGGCCAGGAAGAAGAUGGCCAAGACGAUGCACAAGGAGCUGAGGGAUCUGCAGAGGUUCGCUGGGCUAGUCAAUCCCCCGAAUGGGAGGAAAUGGGUGGCGGAUGAGCUGCAGGUGGUUUCAGAGUCCAAGGAGGUUGCUACCGAUUUGAUCACUGAUGCUGUGCUUGAUCAGGUUUUUGGCGACAAAGCUUUUGAAAAAUUUGGAAAGGGUUUUAUCUCAAUGCAUUUCUCGGAUCAACAGCCAGGGUCAAGCAAAAAGAUGCUCAUGUUUAAGUUUGCUCUCCCUGAUGAGAAUAACAUGGCUGAUAUGACUCGUUUGGUUGCUCUUGUACCUUACUAUAUUGACCUGAUUGGACGAUACAAGCUCAGUUCACAUGCUCGAUCGAAAACAGAAGCAGCCAGAGCAAAGGUUGCUCAGGAGCUGUACAAAGAACUUCAGUAUGCGAGACAAGAUGCUUUGCAGAAGAAGAAGGCCGAGCAGAGAAAGAAGUUGGAGGAGGCUGAGGCGAAGCUGAGUGCUGAGGCUCUUCGCAAGAAGGAAGCUAAAGACCGUUCUCGCCAAAUGAAGAAGGCCAUGCCGAAAAUGAAGAUGACCAAGGCUCAUUAGAUCUGAAAUUUCAGCUUUAGACAUUAUGUCAUUGUUGUCGUUUACAUUUGGAUUACGGCUGUCUCCAAUGACUAGAAAUUUUUCUUACAUGUAUGCCACAGUCAGUUUGGUCUUUUUUCAACCUUGAUACUUUCACUGA